AUGCAGGGUGGUGGUGGCGGCGGUGGCGGAGGCGACGGCUGGGGUUGGGAACGGACAGCUCGUAACGUAGCACCGAACCUCUUCGUUCUGGGGCUCUACUUCUUCCUCACGUCGUAUGGCGGUGACAACUUUCCUGGCGGCGGCGGUGGUGGUGGCGGCGGCGGUGGUGGAGGUGGCGGAGGGAAUGGCGGUGGGAGUGGUGGCAACGGGGGCAUGCAGCCUGACGGUGAUCGGCCGGGUAACAACCCACACCGGAACGACUCCAGUCGCAGUCAGGAACAGUCGGCACGAAAUGAGGAAGGGGAGCCUGACGAUGAUUCCGACGAGGAGGAGAAGGAAGAGACGCAGCGACCGCGGCGACAUGGCAACCGGCUGCAGCGGUAUUAG
Volvox carteri f. nagariensis is the source of this 387-nucleotide messenger RNA. RefSeq lists its product as uncharacterized. The transcript has 2 exons. Bases 1 to 387 code for a protein of 128 amino acids. NCBI's taxonomy places the organism in Eukaryota, Viridiplantae, Chlorophyta, Chlorophyceae, Chlamydomonadales, Volvocaceae. The record is from RefSeq and is a predicted model, not a curated record.